UUGACACCCUUGAAACCAUAUUCGUUUCGUUGAUCCAAGCAAUCUAUACUUUUCCGUUCCAUCUAAUGUCAUUCAAUACAACUACUAUCGGAGUUCUUGCGAGCCCCGGAAGCGUAUUCUCAUAAGCUCGCCCCGCGAAAAACGAUCCCGACAUUGACCUAUGGGCAGUUCUAUAGCGCUGUUUCUAGCCGUCCUACUACAUGCCGGUCUCAAAAUUCUUGUUUUUAUGGAUCCGCCAGCGAAAGAGGAGAGCUGUUGUACGGUGGGCCCGAAUCUAAGAAGUGUCCUGUUUCUCAGUUCUGUCGUGAUGUAUCUCAGCAAAACGAAAAUCUUCCCGGUGCGUUACCGGCGGGUUCCACUCAGUGCGCAAGCCGUGGCUGAGUUUUUCAUUUUUCUUUUGGUCAUUGAGAUAGCCAUGGUGAUCGUGUGGUGUCGAAUCGAAGCCCUGUUGUUUCGAUUAUUCCAGUGUCUCGCAUCCCGUAAAUACCCGGUACUGUACGCUGAUAUGGGAGGUGAUAGUCUGGUGGAGUUUCUCAUAACGCUGUGCAGCAUGGUGACAUUUGUUUUCACAGCCAUCGGAACAGGAUAUGUGAGCUGGGGUGCGCAGGUGUAUGAUAAAGCCCUAGGAAAGUUGAGUGAGGUAAUUACCCGGGCACGUCCACAACAAGCGGCAGUGUGUCCGGCACAUCUUUGUUCUACGAUGGAAUUGGAAACGGACGAUAGUCAGCGAAUUCCACGACGUUCGACCAGGAGAAUGCAGCAUCGUGAGUUCUACGAUAGUAGCUAUGAAAGACGUCCGCGAAGACGAAGAUCUUCAUCUAGAGCACGAUGAAGUACGUGAUCCAUUAUAUAUUUUAGACGUACUUAACAAAAUCAUGGUAUUCAAUAUACGACUGUUUUAAAAAAGCUGUUGUACCGACAUGAGCUCGUUUCUGUUUUGAGAUCCAAAAGUUGACCGUGUACUUCACGGGAUAUGAAUCUGUUUCCAU
Topomyia yanbarensis is the source of this 989-nucleotide messenger RNA. RefSeq lists its product as uncharacterized. The transcript is spliced from 2 exons. Lineage: Eukaryota; Metazoa; Arthropoda; Insecta; Diptera; Culicidae. The coding region runs from base 161 to 832 and encodes 223 amino acids. The record is from RefSeq and is a predicted model, not a curated record.